Exophiala dermatitidis NIH/UT8656 is the source of this 1806-nucleotide messenger RNA. RefSeq lists its product as uncharacterized. The transcript has a single exon. NCBI's taxonomy places the organism in Eukaryota, Fungi, Ascomycota, Eurotiomycetes, Chaetothyriales, Herpotrichiellaceae. The record is from RefSeq and is a predicted model, not a curated record. The coding region runs from base 558 to 1667 and encodes 369 amino acids.
CAGGAACCGAACCGGCUCUGCAGCGCCCACAUCAAAGUCACUUCCACUCACUCCAUCGACCUUGACUUCCCCGUCGCAUCAGUUUGUCGCACAACGAAUCCAUCGCCUCUACCUAUAUCCAUCCGACUGCAUUGCAUAUCAGCUCCUGCUCUUUAUACAGUAUCACCAGCACAUCGCGCUGCAGCUCCCGCCUCCGUCCGCACACCGCCCAACAACAUCCGGCGCAUCCAGGCGCAUCCAGUCCUCCAGCCAGGUCUGCAGUCUUUUCUCUGGCGCAUUGGUCCUAGUCGAUCCUCAGACCACUACUGCCACUUCAGCUACACUCGAAAACCUUCAUAUCCCCUCCUGAUAUAUACAUAUACCCCUGCGACGACUGAGGACUCCUCGAUGCACCUUUGCGCAAACACUCGGUGACUUUUGUCUACACAGUCUAUUGCGCGCGCAGUACAGCGCGUCGCAUUAGAGAAAAAGGAAGGCUCCCGGCGCGAAGGAGCAACUACAGUAUACCUGACACAUUCAGUUCGUGCACUGCCAUAAGGCGCAUCAACAUCAAUCCAAUGCUUCUCCCAUCCGCCUUUUCCUGCGCCGACAGCAGCAGCGACACUUCGACCUCCUCAUCUCAUUUUCACCUCCAACGACCCAAACUGCAAUCAUUCGGCGAAUACCAACCCAGACAGUCUUCUUCUCAUCAUGCUGUUGCUGCUACUGCUGUUGCGACCCGCAUCAAUCCGCUAUCAUCCAGUUGUCGCGCGUUGCAGGCCAUACUCGGAGUACCACAAUCGACAACCACCCAAAACCUGGAUUCCUCCAGUCUGACACUAUUUGAGCCACCAAGCGACCCGUUCAUGCUACCAGACCACAACCCACAUCCUUCCGGUCCAGUGCGACAGCCGCCGCCAUCUCCUCCCAGAAGAACCGCGGUCAAGCGACGACGUAGCGAGUUCGAACGCGACUACUUUGGGCGUUCCACCCAAGACGAAAACCAAGAUCAAUCAUCAUCCCUAGACAUCCAUAUGGACGAUUACUCUCCUUCUCCACGACAACACCAAAGGACCAGCAGCAGUCCUGCUGCAGUAACGAUGAUGCGCACUCCCAAACGGCGGCGACGGAUCCCGUUGUCUAUGCCAUUAGGUCUAUGCGCGGAUGACUUUCGGGGUCUCGAAACUCCUCCUGAAGAAAUCGAAAUGCCGCCAAACACAAAUGUGAUGAUGACGAUGAAUACAGCCAGCCCUUGCCAUCAUGAUCAAAAUCACCUGGUAUCUACCCACCAAUCCCAGACGACGCUGUGUGGAAGAAGUAUUGGUGGUUAUUCCGAUCGCGACCGUGAUAGAGACCCUGAAAGAGACUCCGACUCAGCAUACGCAUCCGGCUCCGCUUCCUGUUCUGUUUCCAGUUCAUCCGGCUCAUCCGGCUCCGGUUCAUCUCCCUUUGAGGCAAACGAAGAGUCCGAAGAAUGGACCCUCGAAGACGACCGCAUGCUCGUCGAAACGGUUCUCGAGAAACUCAAGCUCACAAAACGCGACUGGAACGACUGUGCGCGCAGAUUGGGCAGGGAUAAAGAUAGUUUGGGAAGGAGGUGGAGUUUGCUUGUUGAUCGGGGGAAUGUUGGACUUAGAAGGGGAUCUGGGAGGAGAUCGAGGACGGACUUGGAUAUUUCGAGCUGGUGAACCUACGGAGCGAAGCGAAGUAGGUGAUAGCGAAAGUAGCUGGGUGUUAUAUAAAUACCUCGAAUAAAUAAACUUGAACAUACCAUACUAGUAGGUACAUAUAUAUAUAUAGUUUACUUACAGUACCACAGGUUCAAUU